ACAUCAAAUCUACUUAACACCGAGAUCCCACCGUUAUUAGUUCAGUCCAGGUGAGUCAUGGUGCAGCUGUAUUGUUGGGGAGACAGCUCCAGUGGACAGUUUGGUCCACAGAAAGUGUCCAGUCCGGUAUCCUGGACUGUCCCCGGGGUUAUAAUCGACAUCUGCUGUGGGGACCAACACACUUUAUUCCUCACCGCGGAUGGAGGCGUUUUAUCAUGUGGACACAACUCACGGAGGCAGCUUGGACGAAAGAAAUGUAACGAUGGAAAGACACCACGUCGUGUGGAUGGGCUGGGUGAUGUGGUGUCGCUGGCUUGUGGUCAGGACCACAGUCUGGCUGUGUGUGCGUCUGGACAUGUGUUUUCCUGGGGAGCAGAAGAGGAUGGACAGCUAGGCCUUCCCCCGCAUUCACUGUGCCAGAGUAACAGACCAAGACAGGUGCCCAUACCAAUGCCAGUGCCAGUGAUUCAAGUUGCCUGCGGAAACUCCCAUUCCCUGGCCCUGACUAAAGGAGGAGAUGUUUUCUCGUGGGGUUUGAACAGUCAUGGUCAGCUGGGCCUGGGCAAGGAGGUGAAGCUGCAGUACACUCCGGUCCUGGUGUGCGCUCUCACUGGUGUGGCAGUCACCCAGAUUUCAGCUGGAGCAACCCACACUUUGUUCCUCACACUCCCAGGCCUGGUGUACUGCUGUGGGGCCAAUAGAUCCGGACAGCUGGGGCUCAACAGGGUGGAUGAAAAUGGCAGGUUCAACAUCUGCUUAGUGCCUGCCCUCAGACCUCUGGGUGUUGCCUUCAUAAGCUGUGGAGAGGAGCACUCUGCCGUGUUAACAAAGGAUGGUGAGGUUUUCACUUUUGGAGAGGGACGCUACGGUCAGCUCGGUCACAACUCCACCGCUAAUGAGCUGGCACCCAGACUGGUCAGCGGUCUGGGAGGACGUGCCUCACAGAUUUCAUGUGGCAGACGUCACACCCUGGUUUUGGGAUGCUCUGGCCAGGUGUGGGCUUUUGGCAACGGAGACAAAGGUCAAACUGGGACUGGACAGACAGAGGACAGUCUCACUCCCACUCUGGUACAGCUUCCAUUGACCACAGACGGUGCAGCAGCCAUGCCCAAAGCAGACUUGAAAAUAUCAGCUGGUUGGAAUACAAACUUCACGUACACUUCUACACAGACCUUGACCCGGGGACAGAUAAAUGGACGGCUGGAUGAAGCAAAACUGCAAAAAUGGCUGACAAUGAGACACAGCAACAAAGAGGCAGAGAGAGAAGUAUUUAAUAUGUUUUUCACAAGUUCAAGCCUCGUUGCAAGUUUCACCAAGGCCAAGCCUUCGUCAAAAGCAGGUGUCUUCACUGUGGACCUUGAGGCAGCUGGCCGAGCUUUCGACCAGCUUCUGGCAAUACCGUGGAUCAAAAAAUCAGUAAACCUUCAAGUCCUGAUUGAUCUGCUUGUGGCCUCAACAACUGCCCUAAAAUCACCUGAGAUUUUCCUGAUCCUGCUGACGUGUCCCCUUCUGCAAGAGGACACUCAUGUCAUGAACGUCGUGCUGCCAUUGGCUAUUGUUAUCUCAGAUCUAAAUGAGAAGAAUCGGACAGCACUAAAGGACUGGUGGUCUUCCCUGACACCCUCAAUACUAACAAAGCACAUCAUGGUCUUCAGAAACGCCCUGGCCUUCAUGCUGAGAAAUGGUCUUUUGGAAACCCACAGCCCAGGAGUCAGAUACCUGCUGGAAGCCCUCAAGCUGCUCUACAAAGCAAACAAAGUUGGAAAGUCCUACAAAGUCCCACUGAGCACCUUUUACGUAGAGGAAGUCAGUCAGAACGUUGAUCCAGUUGUGGACAUCACUCUUUGGUGGGAAUCCUCUAAGGUGGAGGAUGAUGACCACACACCCACCAUUUUUUGCCGCUACCCAUUUGUGUUCAAUCUGGUUUGCAAGGUGGCAGUUUUUAAUGUGUCUGCAGCAAUAAUGAAGCAGUCGCAUUAUUUGAUUCGUGAAUGGGCCUUGAUGAACAUAUUGGAUGUAGAUUCUCCCCCGGCCCAUAUCUUCCAGCUAACUCUGAGACGAACCCACCUGGUUGAAGACACCUUUAGACAGCUCGGUGCAGCCGACCACUCCACCUUCAAAAAGGAGCUUGUGGUGCAGUUUGUGGAUGACAGGAAGGUGAUGCAAGUCAACAAGAAGGACUUCUUUCUGCAUGUGUUUGAUGAGCUGAUAGCACCAGAGUCUGAAAUGUUCAUGUACAACGAGAGCAAGACUCUGGCCUGGUUUCCUCCCAGACCAAAACUGGACGAGAAGACUUACUUCCUGUUUGGGGUUCUGUGUGGCCUGGCUCUCUACAACCACAACAUUGUCCACAUGCCCUUCCCACUGGUUGUCUUCAAGAGGCUGCUCAGAGUCAAGCCCUCACUGGAUGACCUGAAGGAGUUUGAACCUGGUGUGGCAGAGUCUUUCCGGUGCAUCCUGGAGGACUACACUCCUGAUGAAGUCGAAAGUCUGGAAACUACUUUCACGGUGACCUGGGGUGGUGAGACUGUUGAGCUUGAUCCAGCAGAAGCUGGAAAACUUGUCACAGGGUCAAACAGGAAGGAGUUUGUGGCGGCCUUUGUCAACUAUGCCUUCAACAAAUCAGUAGAGGGAGUGUUUGAAGAGUUCAAGAGAGGGUUCUUCAAGGUGUGUGACAGGGAUGUGGUGGACUUCUUCCAGCCGGAAGAGCUGCAAGCAGUGAUGGUGGGCCAUGAAGAAUACGACUGGGAGGUGUUCAAGCAGAACGCAGUUUAUGAGGGACAUUACCAUGCUGAGCAUCCGAACAUUGUGACCUUCUGGGAGGCGUUCGAGAAACUGACAGCAGAGGAAAAGAAAAAGUUCCUUUUGUUCCUCACGGGCUGUGACCGUGUGCCCUUCUUGGGUAUGGAGAGCAUCAAGAUGACCGUCGCCGUCUUGCCUGACGGCACCGAUCACCACUUGCCAGAAUCCCUCACCUGUCAUAAUCUAUUGCUCCUGCCCAUCUACCAGAGAUAUCCAGUAGAGAGGACAAUGCAGAUCAGGCUCCUUCAGGCUAUUAAUCACAGCAGGGGCUUCGGUAGGGAAAACACUAGAGGAGCAAGGGUUCAUUAAAACCACUUGAGUUCGUUCAUUUCCCUUCUGAAUGUAGAUGUGCUGUCAUUUUUUGUUCCACACGUUAAUUGCAGAACGUGUGAACGUGUGAAACAAACCUAUGGCAAGUUGCAAACCAAGCAUGCACAGGGAGGAGAUACCGGAAGGAAAUAAACGUGUCCUGAGUGCCUGGCACUUUAAUCACACACGAUGCUUUAAUUAAAAAAAUAAAUCACUGCUAUCAAGUAUCCAGAUCACGUGGAUUGUUAUCAGGCAAAUCUUUCUUCACUUCAGAUGCCAGCUCACUGCCAUUGCUUUCAGUCACUGCCACGCCUCUGCGGAGAUGAUUACUUUACGUGACGACUCUCUCAGCAUUAGUUUCUCUUUCUGUUCAUGUUAUACUAGCUUUAAUUAUAGGAACAUACGUUACAUUUGUGUCAUUAAAUAAAAAUGGAAAUGUUUAGAA
Molecule: messenger RNA, 3556 nt
Organism: Scatophagus argus
Lineage: Eukaryota; Metazoa; Chordata; Actinopteri; Scatophagidae
Product: probable E3 ubiquitin-protein ligase HERC6
Exons: 23
Coding region: 58-3111 (1017 amino acids)
Molecular function (GO): ubiquitin-protein transferase activity
Source: RefSeq, a predicted model, not a curated record